CCCAAGCCGCAUGAAAGUUGUAGAAAAAAUAUUUAGAAAACUUGUGUUACCUUUGGUAAAGAUAUUAUUGUGAAAUAUUUGAACACAUUCAAGUCGAAAAUGGCGCGCAAAAAUGCACAGGCCGAGGAUCUCUCAAAUGUGGAGUUUGAGACAAGCGAAGAUGUGGAGGUAAUACCCACCUUCAAUGCCAUGAACCUAAAGGAGGAGCUGCUACGCGGCAUUUAUGCGUACGGCUUUGAAAAACCAUCUGCUAUACAACAGCGCAGCAUAAAGCCAAUUGUGAAAGGACGCGACGUUAUCGCGCAAGCACAGUCCGGUACAGGCAAGACAGCGACAUUUUCCAUUUCCAUUUUACAAAGCCUGGACACAACGCUGCGUGAAACACAGGUCCUGUGUCUGUCCCCCACACGCGAGUUGGCUGUCCAAAUCCAGAAGGUUAUUCUAGCCCUGGGCGACAUGAUGAACGUUCAGUGCCAUGUCUGCAUUGGCGGCACAAACCUGGGCGAGGACAUACGAAAGUUGGAUUACGGCCAGCAUAUAGUAAGUGGCACACCUGGUCGUGUCUUCGACAUGAUCAAGCGACGUGUCCUCCGUACAAGAGCCAUCAAGAUGCUGGUGCUCGACGAGGCAGACGAGAUGUUGAAUAAGGGCUUCAAGGAACAGAUCUAUGAUGUCUAUCGGUAUUUGCCGCCAGCUACUCAAGUUGUGCUCAUUUCCGCUACAUUGCCCCAUGAAAUUCUGGAAAUGACCUCCAAAUUCAUGACUGAUCCCAUUCGAAUUUUGGUCAAACGCGAUGAAUUGACGCUGGAGGGCAUUAAACAGUUUUUUGUUGCCGUGGAGCGAGAGGAAUGGAAGUUUGACACCUUAUGCGAUCUCUAUGACACAUUGACCAUCACCCAGGCGGUCAUUUUCUGCAAUACUAAGCGCAAGGUGGACUGGUUGACGGAGAAAAUGCGCGAGGCCAACUUCACGGUCAGCUCAAUGCAUGGCGACAUGCCACAAAAGGAGCGCGACGAGAUCAUGAAGGAGUUCCGUGCCGGCCAGUCCCGCGUCCUCAUCACCACCGAUGUGUGGGCGCGUGGCAUAGACGUGCAGCAGGUGUCCUUGGUCAUCAAUUACGACUUGCCCAACAAUCGUGAGCUGUACAUUCACCGCAUCGGUCGAUCGGGCCGCUUUGGACGCAAGGGCGUUGCCAUUAACUUUGUGAAAUCGGAUGAUAUACGCAUUUUGCGUGACAUUGAGCAAUAUUACUCGACGCAAAUCGACGAGAUGCCCAUGAAUGUGGCUGAUUUAAUCUAAUACCCAAUUCUAUUAACCCUAGUUUAUUGAACAUUUGUACCACGGCAAACAAUCUUUUCUUAGCUGUAGCGAAACUAUGAACUACGACAAAUGAAAUGAAUACAUUAGAAGCGUAUUUCACAUACAGCACACAACCA
This is a messenger RNA of Drosophila arizonae, 1436 nucleotides long. Its product is annotated as eukaryotic initiation factor 4A-III. Lineage: Eukaryota; Metazoa; Arthropoda; Insecta; Diptera; Drosophilidae. The record is from RefSeq and is a predicted model, not a curated record. Gene Ontology annotation, molecular function: nucleic acid binding; ATP binding; RNA helicase activity.